Messenger RNA from Lathyrus sativus (Indian pea), 288 nucleotides. The record is from the annotation of a GenBank genome assembly. Lineage: Eukaryota; Viridiplantae; Streptophyta; Magnoliopsida; Fabales; Fabaceae.
AUGAUUCUGUAUUUUGUAACCUCCGAAAAGUCGUUUCCGGCACAGAUCGAGGCGCCUCUUCUUCGACGGACGUUCGCCGGAAGUGGAGCUAAAUUAGGCGUGAGAGUCGCCGGAGCGGUUCUGUUCGGGUUAAGCUCGGCGAUCGGGUAUUUCUUGAUGUUGUCUGUUAUGUCGUAUAAUGAUGGCGUGCUUAUAGCUAUUGUGGUUGGUCUUGCGGUUGGUUAUUUGUUGUUCAGGAGCGACGACGAAGAUUCCGUCGUCGUUGAUAGUUCUUGUGGAUGUGCUUAA